AUGAAUCCUCCAGAUAUAUUCUCCAAGGAAGAACAGGAAAGUUUACAAAAAACAGUGAAAGACAUCUUGGGCAACAAACUCAUCUUCUCGGAUUAUUGUCAAAACAUAAAGUAAGUUGUGUCUUAUUGGUUUAGAUUGGUGUUUAGAGACAAAGUGACGUCGAAAGAGAGAAAUAACAGAUCUGCUGGGCUAAAUCAACUGUCUUAUGUGGUGUUGAACUUGCCGAAAGGGUUUCUGAAUCAAAAUGAAGGUAAGUUUGGGUGCUGGAGGAUAGAGUAAUUUUAAAGCUUAUGAAGGUUUUGAAUAAUGGAUUGGAGGUUUUUUUUAUAAUUUUGUUUUAGCUAUGUUUUUGUUGAAAUUUUUGUCAGCCAGAUUUGACGAUUGUGGGCAUUCAGCUGAGCUUCUGGUGAAGGUGGUACACAGUUUGGUAGGUUUUUUGGACAAGCCUUAGUUACAAAAAGCUGCGGAUAAGAGUUUUUGAUUGAUUAACGUUAAAAAUGUUAUUUAUAGUGAAAUAAUUAAGUUUAAAGUCUAUUUUUAGUAUUUUUCGAUUCAAAGCUUUGAAAAAGCUGACAUUUUUGAAGUUUUCCACAAUAUUUUCGCUGAAAAUGGAGUUCAAGCGUACGCUCAAGUUGAUCGAAUGCUGUUUUUGGAGAUCAUGCAGCAUGUUGUGGACAAUCACUUUUAUGGUAUGUUUUUGAAUUCAAAUGUUUAUAAUUUUAGGUAUAAUUGGUCCCAAACUCUUCAGUUUUUAAAAUUUUAUUGGGAUUUUCCUUUUACAAAUAAAAAAGUAAUUUACUAAUAAAGGGCAAAAUUUUAGUGAUAGAAGAGUUGGGAGUUCAGUACUACAACAUCUUUUCGAACACGGCUGGCGGAGAGCGAGAUCCAAGAUGUUUGAUGAAGGUUUUUGGGAUCUUUAUUAAAGUUAUGAGACAAAUGGAUGUUGGUCCAUUCAUGGAGGACAUGUUUGAUCUUAUUGCCUGUUACUAUCCGAUUGAGUAUCAACCGGUAAUUCUAAAUCAUAAAAAUUAUAACUAUACCUUAAUCAAGAUUAUCCAGGUUUUGUAUUGUAAAAUAAGAAGCAUACUAGUCGUGAAUAUUACUAACCUUAAAGUAUAUUUAGCUUUACUAGUCUUGUGAAAAACUAAAUUAAUUUUUCAAAAUUUCAGCGAGAAACAGAUAAGAAUCCCCUGAGUCCAGAAGCUUUGUCAGCCGGCUGUGAGUCUUGUUUAGUCGCGAAUAGAGGAUUUUCUUUAUAUACAUAUCAACUACUAUUAGAUAAACUGUUAGAAGACGAUGAAAGUGUUGUUCAUGAAACCAAAUUAAAAAUAUGCCGGUUUUUGGUAAGGUUUUAAAUCUUAUUUUCAAAAAAAUUGGAAAAAUGUACUACUUAUUUAAAUAACGUUUGUUAAAACAACGACAUUUUAAAUGUAAAAUACGCUACUUGAUUUAAUAAAAUCUUUACUUCAGAUGACAGUUAUGUCAAAGUUUGGCCCAGGAUCCUUACUAGCCUUGACAGAUGAAUUCCUGGCUGCAUUCAGAAUGAUUUCUUUUAAUCCGAGAAGGAAGUCAUUUGAAGAAGAAACUGUAACUACAGUAGGAAACACGUUACAAGCCUUAAUCAACUGUCUAAAUCAACUUGAUUCUCCUAGGAAUGAAGAUGAAAUUGAAAGAGCUACUCAGCAAAUGAUUGAAAGUAAGGUUUUAUUACAUUACUAUUGAGAUAGUUUAGGUAAUAAGGUUUUUUUGUGUAAAAUACGUGUUUUUUAUUUUUUUCUGUUUGUAGAAAAAGAAUCAAAGUUUUACUAUUAGUGUGAGGGGACAAAGAAUUAUUUGAACCACCUAACAUCUUUUGAUUUUUUACUAAAUAUAGGCAGCAACUACAAUAUAAACUUAAUUUUUUUCAGAUUGUGAACCAUUUGUCCUCCAAGCUGAAAUGGGGUUGGCAGCUAAAGCUCUAAAAACUUUUGAAUACGUGGUUCUGGCCCAUAACAUUGCAGCAGAAUUGGCAUUACCCAAAGUUUUGUACUGGCUAACUGCUUUGAUUACGGGUAUUACGAUCAAAAAUGUGGAAAACAAGAAGGAAAUCCUAGAAGAAACGUUACCUUUGAUACCGGAAUGGCUGGAAAUUGGACUGAAAACUGGAAAAAGUAAGGAUUUGUAAGAAGCUUUCUUAAAAUAGUUUGAAAGUUGAAUUUUUGAUAGAAAAGAGGCUGUUUUUGUGUUUUUGGAACAAAACAAGCGAGUUAUAGCUUGAAAAGUUGCUUUUAACUUGUAAAGCUUCUCCGAAAUUUUAAAUAAUACAAUUUUGUACGUUAAAUUCACAACUUUUCUUGCACUUUCUUCCAAAAAAAACACUAAAAAGUGUAAAAACUCUUGUCCGAACGCUGCUCGCUCCCUCUUUUCCGAAAAGAAAAACAAAUGGACGUUCGUUUGGCGAGAGAGUGUCCGUGGGGGUAUAGCUCAGUGGCAGAGCAAUCGACUGCAGAUCGAUAGGUCCCUGGUUCAAAUCCGGGUGCCCCCUAACAUACUUUUUGCCACUUUUAAUCAAACCUUUGUAGCAAAACAUGUUCAAGAGGCUGUGCCAUCGCUUCAGAGUGCUAUAAAGAACUUGCAAGAUGUUGAGCCUGCUUUAUUACAACAAGUUUUGGCCGAAAUUGGCUCAAUUUUGCUUAAAAAUGAAGAACUUGGAGAUAAUUUGAAGAAAGAAAUUGAGAUUGUGCUGCAUAAAGUACUGGAAUUGAAGUAUGAGGACAAUGAAAAAUUGCGGUAAGUUUAUGAAUUUAAUUUUUGUUAUGUUUUUGGUAGUUUUUUCCAAAAUUAUGGCAUUAUUUUGGAUAAAAGUGAGUAUUAUAUAAUAUUUGAAUGGUUAUAGGGAAGCAGUGUCACAAUUUUUGGACGAAUAUGUCAAGAAGGACUUUGAAUCAGUUUGGAACAAAGUGGAAUCGAAUUUUAAGACCGUUGAUAACUGUAAGUGUUAAUUUGAGUAAAUAUUUUUUGAACUUUUAACUUGGCUUUAAGAGGGGCCCAGAAUUAAGUGUGUCUGAUAAUUUUAAAUUUCUUUUUGAGGGUCGGCCAAAGAAUUUUUGUUUUGCGGAGCUCUUGUGAGUACUGAAGCCGGCUUCGAAUCUUGUUAUCCCUUGUUUUUGGAACGGAUGAUCAAUAAAGGUAAGGUGAAAUUAGUUAUAAUGUUUUGUGACUUUAUGUAGUACUAUAUACUAGGGGAGUGGCUUUCUUAAGGUUGGAGUUGCGAAAUGAGACAUAGACCGUUGGAAAGAUAUUUAGUUUGAUUUUUACAGUUUUAUCGUUAAAGGGCUUCAAAGACAUACUCUACAUAGCUCAGAAUUCUGAAGCUCUGAACAACGGUUUUAAAAUUUUUUACCGAAUAACUCUUCAGGUAGUGACGUCAACCUGGCCAUAAUUGAAUUUGGCAAAGUACUGAAAAGUAACCAAGACAAGGAUGUUAAUGUUGUCCAAGACAAGCUGUUAGCACCAUUUUGUAAAGUGUUAGAAGUACUAUUAGAACAAAAUAAAGAAGAUGGUGAGAAAUUGAGAAAACUUGGUGAAAUGUUGCAGGAAAUGACAUUGAAAUUGAAUGAAAGGUAAGUAUUUUGGCAUAUUUUGAUUCUGAAAAGACAAUAUUUACUUUAGUAGCUACUAGAUAUACUAUAUAGUAUAAUUUUUCAAGUUUUAAACAUUUUUGAUAUAAUAAUUGUUGUUUUUAAAGCUUUUAAAAGUAAAUAAUAUUCAAAUUGUUACCUAAAAACCUAUUUUUAGUCAAAAAUCUCUUCUCCUACAAUGGUUUAUAUCAAAAACCCUUCAACUACUACAAGAUACUUCAAUAUCAACCAGUCAAAAACAAGCCCAACUAAAAGUACUACUUGCAACCUGUUUACAAUGUAAAGAUGUCAAUACUAUCACACAAUUAACGACACGACUUUACAACUUAUACCAAAACGAAAAGAAUGAAGAUACCAAGCCAGCUUUCUUGGAUGUGGUAUUUGCUUUAUACAAUAGGGGAGGUUCGUUUGAAAAUGUGGCGGAUAUUGAAGUAGAUGAAGGAUUACAGCAGGAAUUGGAUUCAGUUGUCUUGAGGAACGAAAUAUUAACCAACAGAGCGUUUCCGGGCGAGAAACUUAGAAAGGUAAGGAGUUUUGGCAUGGUUAAUAUACGUUUUUUUGUGAUUUUUUACUUAUAUAUUUUGCCCGGUUGUUUCGGUUUGGGCAGGGUAGUUUUGAGGGUAUAUUUGAACAAGAUAGAGCAAUUAUUAAUUUGAAUUUUAAAAUUUUUAGGUAUUACAAGAAGCGGACCAAAGGCAGCUAACUCAACUCUUAAACUUCGAUUCGACCUUGACAGAUCCGGACAAAAACAACUACAGUAAGACUUUUAUUUGGGCUCAGAGGAUAUUAACCCAAUUCGUACCUAUCUUCACCGAUGAAUAUAAGAAAACGACUGAUAAGAAAAAGCUCAAUGGACUUAUCAAACUGAUCCCAGCUAUAUUACAGUUGUCCAAUAGAGUCAAAAUACCCAUGACUAAUGAGCUCAUGGCUGUAAGUUGAGCUUGUCAAUCUUUACGGAGCUUUUGUAUCUUUUUAUGAGGCAUUGACGAUGAUGAUUUUUGUUACAGUAACCUAGUACUGUAGUAAAAAUUCUAUUAUGCAAAAAAUGAUGACAUAUUGUAGUAAGAUUGUUAAUGUUAUUCUGCUUUCAGCUGUUCCCAAUCCUCAUUACCUCCCUAAACGAAACACCAAUGUCAUCGCCAGACUUUACCCUACUGAUAAAAGCCAUCGUAAACCUGUUGAAGUUGACCAACAAACAGGACCUGGCAGUGGAUCAGCUGAGUGAAGUUGCAUACGAAUUCGAAAAGGUAUUGACAGACCAGGAUGCCACGGCUACUGCAACAUAUCAUUCAUUGGAAGGACUAGAAGCUGUGGGCAGAAGGGUACAAUCAUUCAGCCGCUUCUUUAGAUGGGAUCAGACUGUAUUGGCGAUCAGGAAGGCUACAGAAUCCAAGAAGAGAGUUAUCAGACAGAAGGCUGCUUUUGUUUCCAACUUAUGGUAGGUUACUGUGGUUCAGCCUCAUUUGUUAUCUUUAUUUUGAUAGCUAUUUAUUUUUUUUACUUUUAUGAUAUGUUACCGUAUUCUUAUUGAGUUUUUGUAUUGUAAGUUGCUAUAUUUUUACUGUAUUAUACUUUUUAUAUUUUUCAGGGAGGUAAUGCCAGCCUAA
Messenger RNA from Bursaphelenchus okinawaensis, 5227 nucleotides. The record is from the annotation of a GenBank genome assembly. Lineage: Eukaryota; Metazoa; Nematoda; Chromadorea; Rhabditida; Aphelenchoididae.